GCGCAUCGCACCGCAGUAAGUCUUUUCUGGACCUCGAAGGACCGUCGCAGCACCCAGGACCGCUUCUUUUGACUCGCGAGGUUCGCGUGUGAGCAAACAUCAUAUGGACGUGAGUGCCAACCCCUUCAUAACUAUCGCGCUCCGCUAGUGUCACAACCCUGGCUCACCUACGAAAGCGGAUGCAGGUCGCUAUCGGGCACAUAACAUCUGCUAAUGCCGCGCCGCGGGCGCGAUAUGCCCGCUUCAGCUCGGUAUGCGAACGCAGUGUUCUAUCGACCGAUGUGGACGCCUUUUACACCACGCCGGGGCACCUCUAUCUGCGAGGCUCAACGGUCGCUCUUCAUAUGAUUUAAGAUUCUCGCGGAAGCCUGGCCCGCGAACUCUUCCUUUUCAUCGAUGCGCCCACUGUAUGAGCGAUCAGCGCAGCGCACCGC
Laetiporus sulphureus 93-53 is the source of this 434-nucleotide messenger RNA. RefSeq lists its product as uncharacterized. Lineage: Eukaryota; Fungi; Basidiomycota; Agaricomycetes; Polyporales; Laetiporaceae. The record is from RefSeq and is a predicted model, not a curated record. Bases 180 to 353 code for a protein of 57 amino acids. The transcript has 2 exons.